Molecule: messenger RNA, 195 nt
Organism: Lachnellula hyalina
Lineage: Eukaryota; Fungi; Ascomycota; Leotiomycetes; Helotiales; Lachnaceae
Exons: 2
Coding region: 1-195 (64 amino acids)
Source: RefSeq, a predicted model, not a curated record
AUGUCGUCGUCACAAAACAACCCAGCCUUCUCACCUCAGGAAAAUCGCAGUCCUUGGGAACGCCCCCAACUGGCGACCGAAGUCCCGCCUCCCACCUACCAAAAGCAAGACGGAUACGGCGAGACGUCCAACUACCAUGCGCAGCCGCGAUAUACACCACAGGGCCCCGUGGCACAGCCGCAGGUCGUUGCGUAA